Molecule: messenger RNA, 1740 nt
Organism: Prunus dulcis (almond)
Lineage: Eukaryota; Viridiplantae; Streptophyta; Magnoliopsida; Rosales; Rosaceae
Product: plant intracellular Ras-group-related LRR protein 3-like
Exons: 3
Coding region: 91-1569 (492 amino acids)
Molecular function (GO): protein binding
Source: RefSeq, a predicted model, not a curated record
UCUGCAUAUAUAUGUUUCCUCUUUCUCCAACACUCGUAUCUCUCUGUCUCGGUCAUCUUCUACUUGUAUGUCCAACUGUUUGGAGUUCUUAUGAGUCCGAGAGAAAUGGAUCAACAAUAUUCCAGGGACUUUCCGAUCCUAUCCUAUAUCCUGUCAAGGCUCGACCCUGAAUCCAAUCCACCACUCUCACCCCAACUCCAAGAAACUCUGUUGACUCAGCUUCCCCACCUGAACCACCCCAAAGUCCUUGCCUCCAUGAUCCACCUCAUACCCACCACCCUCUCUCAGACCCUCUCCCUGCUCCGGGCCCUUGGUACUCCACCCGACCCGUCCACCGUGGUUGUGGCACGUGCUAGGAUCGCUGAAAUCCAGUCUAAGCUCCAAAACAGUAGUAGUAGUGCCCUUCAAGAAACCCAGAACUACUCACAAGUGAGAGAAGCGGCAGAGAAAGAGUUGGAGAUAUACAAGGCGGUGGUGAGGUUGGAGGAGAUGCACGAGACCUAUGAGGAACAGUUGAGGGAUGUGGAAGUGAGGCUUGCUGAGGCAUAUGGCUCGGUCGUGGUUGAUUUAGAAAAGGAGGAGGGUGAGGUGAUAAAACUGAAUGCGGAAGUGGUCAGGAUUUUGAAGGAGGCAGAGAGUGGGGUAGCUGUUGAAAGAGUUGAGCUUUCUGGGCGUCAUCUGAGGUUUCUACCUGAGGCUUUCGGGAAGCUUCAUGGGUUGGUCUCUCUCAACCUGUCAAACAAUCAGCUACAGUCAAUUCCAGAUUCAAUAGCAGGACUUGAGAAACUCGAGGAGCUCUAUGUUUCGUCCAAUCUUUUAGUUUCCUUGCCCGACUCCCUUGGAUUGUUACUUAACCUGAGGAUCCUCAAUGUGUCAGGCAACAAGCUGGAUGCCCUUCCUGAAAGCAUUGCUCGUUGCAGUUCACUGGUGGAGCUAGAUGCAAGCUUUAACAACCUGAUGUGUUUGCCAACAAAUAUUGGUUAUGGGCUACUGAAUCUCGAAAGGCUCUCAAUCCACUUGAAUAAAAUCCGUUCCCUUCCACCAUCCAUCUGUGAAAUGCGGUCACUGAGAUAUCUAGAUGUUCAUUUCAAUGAGCUUCGUGGGCUGCCACAUGCAAUUGGGAGACUGACAACUCUUGAGGUGCUCAACCUGUCCAGCAACUUCAGUGACUUGACAGAGCUUCCUGAAUCAAUUGGUGAUUUAACCAACCUCAGGGAGCUUGAUCUAAGCAACAACCAGAUUCGAGCUCUUCCCGCAAAAUUUGGUCUGCUUAGAAACCUAAACAAGCUCAACUUGGAUCAGAACCCGCUCGCGAUUCCGCCAAUGGAGAUAGUAACUCAAGGGGUUGAAGCUGUCAAGGAAUACAUGGCACAGAGGUGGCUCGAUAUCAUAGCAGAGGAACAACAGAGGAGCAUGCUUGAAGCAAGCAAACAAACAGCUCAGACUGGAUGGCUGGGUUGGGGGACCUCCUUGUUGAAUAACUUGGUUUCUUCGGUCUCCCAUGGUGUUGCAGGUAAUCUUGGAGGGAAGAAAGAUUCUAGAGACCCAUGUCUUGAUCAACAGUUGUGAUCAUCCAGCUUUCUCUGUAAAUAUUCCUCUGUAUAUAUGUGUAGUCUGGACAUUUAGUUAUGUAUGAAGUCUGGUAUCUGUAAGAUAAUACUGAUUUUACUGUAAUUGAUGGUAUACAUUGUUUUUGUGUAAAAUGUUCUUGAUAAAAAUAAAAAUAAAAAUAAUUAUUGA